CGGCAGUCUUGGAUCCGCCAUGUCGACGACUCGUCGUUAACUGCAGACGCCGCUGCAUCUACUGUCCCCCUCUCCGCGAACGAUCGGGAUUCAAGAUAAUCGGUAAAAACUUGUCCCCUAAAUCAGUGUCUGAUGAUAUCACGAUAGGUGUGAAAAAAAUCAGAGAGUUUCUUAAAUAGGGAGAGUGAAAAGAUAACGAGGCAGUGAUACAACAAUCGAUGGCGAGAGAAAAAUAAGUGAGAAAGAGAUUAUGCGUCGUCCGAUACGCCGCUUAACCAUCGCGCAUUAACACAUUAGACUUCAACUUUAUCUCGCCGUACGAUAUCUGGAGAAGAGGAGGUCGAGAGUAAGGAUCGAAGAUCGGGCGGGGAUCGUGUCUCGGCUGCAAACGUUGAAGUGCGAAAAAGGCUGACUGGAGCGACGCGGCGGAGUGAGAGAAGUGAUUAACGAAAAGGCCGAACGCUCGAGUUCAGGGUGCACAUGCUGAAUAGACGGGGAUCGGUGCAUGCGGAGAUACACGCGUCACUAUGAAGCCGUGGAUGAACAAAUCGCUUAGCUUUGGGAUCCUAGGGCUCUUUCUGGUGGCCCUUGGCAAUGCCCUCUGCUUCUUAUGGCCGACGGUUUUCCAUCAGAUACUUCAAAAAGAAUUGGCCCUCUCGCCGACUUCCAGAAGCUUUGAGCUAUGGAAGGACACCAGCAGCCUCCCGCCGAUGUAUAUGAAAAUUUAUCUCUACAACUGGACCAACCCGGAGGAAUUGAACGUAAAAAAAAUGCAUUUCACUCAGAUUGGACCUUAUUACUUCAGAGAAAUAAGGCAAAAGGAUAACAUCACAUUUAAUCACGAAAAUAAAACUGUCAGCUAUGUGCAACGACGAACAUGGUACUUCGAUGAGAAGCUGAGCAAUGGAAGUCUCACCGACGUCGUUACCAAUUUGGACAUCGUCGUUGUGACAGCAGUGCACAAAAUUCGAUACUGGGACCACGAUUGGCAGAAGUCGCUGUCUUUUCUCUUAAGCAGCACCAGUCGACGAUACUAUAUUAGUAAAACAGUCGACGAAUUGCUGUUUAGCGGCUACACCGACAGUCUGGUCACCAUGAGCAAAAUAAUGCCUGUGGAAGACGUUCCGACUUACGAUCGUGUCGGCUGGUUCUAUAUGAGAAAUGGCAGUGAUAUGGACGGACGAUUAAAUAUGGAAACAGGCGAGGAUGACAUCAGCCAGUUGGGUAUCAUAAGAAAGUGGAAUUAUAGAGACACGACGCGAUUCUUCAAGAUCCCUUGUAACACUAUCGAAGGCAGCGCGGGUGAAUUUUGGCCACCCAACAGAGAAAAGACAGACAUUACUUUGUUCAGCGUAGACAUAUGCCGUCCGAUAACCUACGAAUACGAGGGAACGGUUUCUCACUUGGGCGUCGAGGGUUAUCGUUACACCAUCGACAAGAAGACUCUCGGAAAUGACACGAGACGACGUUAUCCUCACGAGCAGGCGAAAUUCUUUGAGCCGACCACGACGACCGAGGACUUUUUCGUAUCCGAGCAUUUGUCCGAGAUGGGAUUCACCACGACCACCGAAAGCGUUCCCGACAACGAUCGCUCGUCCGAGAAGAGUUCGAGCGAGUACUCGGACGACGAUCCGGAUGUCGUUAACACAGGCCAUUGCUACUGCGGUGGCGAGUGCACGCCGUCGGGUUUAAUAAACGUGACCGCGUGCCGUUUCGGCGCGCCGGUCUUCAUCAGUCUACCUCAUUUUUACAAGGCCGAUCCCAUAUUACUCGACCCAAUCGAAGGACUAACGCCCAGCGACAAGGAUCACGGCUUCACCAUCACUCUCGAACCCAUGACGGGAAUUCCUCUAGAAGUAUCAGCUAGAUUUCAAAUUAACGUUCUUAUGCAACCAUCAGAAAUUGUGACGCUCUUGAAUAACGUGCCCAAGGUUUAUGUGCCGAUGUUUUGGUUCGAGCUGAAAGUGCAAGUUACCGAGGAAAUGGCUUCUAAUUUAAGAAAGUUACUAGCACUUCCAAUCGUGAUGCUAAGUGUCGGCAUAACUAUAAUAAUCAUCGGGUUAGGUUUAAUUGGUACCGUAGCGUUCCUGUAUUUCCGAAAGAAACGACAUACACCCGCAACGGAUGCCACGUCGGAAAAGGCAGUGGACGAAUCGUCUGACAAGAAAACGGAAAUGGUGUACAUGGAUAAAACGAAUAGCAAUGAAGACGCCAACGUUAGAGGCGAUCGCCGUUUGUACGCGAAGCUCUACUGAAUGUCUCUGCAGGGAGAACUUGGGAGUCUCUGAAAUAAACGGUAUAGGAAAAUGUGCAACCGUGGAGCAAUUUUGACACACAAAACGAUCGCUAGGACGUUUGCAAAGUAAAUUUUUAUUAUCGUGUCUCGGGCUCCACUACAGCGGUUGGGCUCACCGUCCUAAAAUAUAUACCUUAGCAGAACGUAAGAAACGUGCACACCGACAAAAUGUUUUAUGUGUGCAUAAAUGUAUGCAUGGUCGUAGGCAAAUUCACGUAAAUUUUUUCUGCACACGCAUAUUAAUAUGUACAUAUAUAAUUUACAUGACAAGCUAUUAAA
Molecule: messenger RNA, 2575 nt
Organism: Wasmannia auropunctata (little fire ant)
Lineage: Eukaryota; Metazoa; Arthropoda; Insecta; Hymenoptera; Formicidae
Product: protein croquemort
Exons: 10
Coding region: 528-2255 (575 amino acids)
Cellular component (GO): cytoplasm; membrane
Molecular function (GO): scavenger receptor activity
Source: RefSeq, a predicted model, not a curated record